AUGCCUUCAAUGCCCGUCGUCGUCUACAACUUGCGGAUCAUCCAUCCUUCGGGCAGUUCAAGCUGCGUAGCUCUUCCGUCCUCCCGCAACGAGUACUCGAUCGCCUCCGAUCCGCUGGAUGGGUCCUACUUCCUACGCGGAGAAGGCGAUAAACAUGGGGAACUUCUCGCCGAAAUCUAUAGGGAGAGGGACGCCGAACAAGACGACUUCUGCUUCUUCUUCUCUCUUUAUCACGGCGAGGCGAGCAUCGUCCUAGAUGCCCUUAACGGCGGUCAGAAGAGAAGAAGAGUACCAACAAGUGAUCCUGAUGGGAAGGAGAAGCUGGUAGCAUUCGAUGAUUCAGAUAUAAUAUUCCUCGGCGAGAACCGUCUGGUCCUGGAAGCUUUGAUUCCCUCUUCAGCGCGACCUGAUGAGCUUCCGGAAGAGGACGACGGCGAAUCGCAGCAGAUUCCAUUCUCGACGGCUCCCGAAAACGACCCGCCACAGCUGCCCCGGCCAGCACUACCACUGGACUCCUCAGUUACGGCGGCAGAAAGUACUCAACCAUGGGUAAAGCCGGCUUAUGACGUACCUGCGACCGAACCAGAUCAAGAUGACACACAAGUUGUCCCUUCAAGCAUGCACGUCGAUGAAGAGCUCGCCCUUCGCGCAGCAUCAUCACCGGCAGCACCACCAGAAGACGACGAGGACGAAGCACCGGAACCGAUUCACUAUGAUCCUGAUGUUCCGAUGAAUGAGGAUGACGAACUGGACGCUGCUACGCGUGACGAGGAAGCGGCGAGAAUCAGGAGUCAGGCGAGAGAUGAGGAGGCUUUGAUGUUCUUGAAACCGGAGGUACCGGAGAGGGAAUACGUUGAGGAGGAUAUAGUGGUCAAGCAUGUACCGGGACUUCCAAAAGGAGAGACGACUGUGGAUGAGACGCAGGACACCUCGGGAUCAGCUGCUGUUCAGAAUGCACCGCAUGGGCUUGCGAAUGGCGCUGACAAGGAGCAGCAGUUUGAGGAACCCAAAGCUGACGUGAAAAUGGAGGAGGCUGUACCAGCGGCGGAAAAAGAUGAUGACACACCAACAUCGCCCUUGACUCCUCCGCCUCCAUCUUCCGCCGUACAACCGGAGCAGCCAUUUGGUGAACCAGAUCCAGCGACUCUACCCGAAGCCUUCCGCGAACCAAGUUCUCCAGAACGGCAUAGGGGCAAGACCUACUCAGCGCGCAAGCGUCGAAAGCUUGAUAGUGACGAAGAAGAGGCUCGACCAAAGACUGCGGAGAAGAAUCUUGGUGAUACGCAGUACAGUAUGCCCGAUGAGGAAGAAGACUUGAAGGUUAGAAGCGUGAGGAAAACACCUGCGCGUAAUGUCGCCGCUGCAUCUGCCAGUGAGAAGAAGGCUGCGAGUACCGCUAAGAAACCAAGAACAUCGCAGGCGCAACAAGAUGUGGAGACGCCUAGUCGCCCUGGGCGGAAGCGGGGAGUCUUGAGUCCUCCGACGACAUCUUUACCAGGGGCGUCAUAUGAAGGGAAGCCGCCGAGAAUCGUCCUGAGUUCGUCGGAUGUCGAUCACGAAAAGGAAGUAAAGUCCUUCUUGGCGAGUUCUGCGGCAAAGAUCGUGGAUGACAUUUCUGCUGCUGCGUCUACACAUCUCGUUGUGGGUGGGGACGGGUUGAAGCGGACGAGUAAACUCGUCGUGGCAAUAGCUCUAGGGAAGCCUGUCGUGCAUGAAAACUGGUUGAGAGAAAGCGCAAAGGCGGGACAUCUACUUGACAUCACAUCCUUCCUGGCAAGAGACGAGGAGCGGGAAAGGGAUUGGGCCUGUGACCUCAGUCGCGCUGCGGGUAAGCCAAGGACGGUGCUGGACGAGCACACCGUCUACUUUACUCCGGCAUUGUUGAAAAGCCUUAAAGCAUCUGGCGCUGAGGGAGGAGUAGUGCAGAUUAUCAAGGCAGCGGGCGGUACGUCUGUUCGCAAACCACCAGCGAAAUCACAAAACCCCUCCGAGAACGAGCUUAUGCUUGGGAGCGAAAAAGACGAUGAGGACGUCAAAACUUGGAAUGAGCAUGGAUGGACGCUUUACAGACAGGAAUUGGUUAUCCUAGGGGUUCUGAGAGGGAAAUUGGAGCUGGAGAAUGAUGAGUUUGUCAUCAAGAGCGGCGACGCAACAGGGAGCGAGGCUGGUACUGCAAGCCAACGGAGUGGAAGAGGAAGCAGACGGUCUACCAGGAGUACCUGA
This is a messenger RNA of Saitoella complicata NRRL Y-17804, 2223 nucleotides long. RefSeq lists its product as uncharacterized. NCBI's taxonomy places the organism in Eukaryota, Fungi, Ascomycota, Saitoellomycetes, Saitoellales, Saitoellaceae. The coding region runs from base 1 to 2223 and encodes 740 amino acids. The record is from RefSeq and is a predicted model, not a curated record. The transcript has 2 exons. Gene Ontology annotation, cellular component: nucleus; site of double-strand break.